Molecule: messenger RNA, 2419 nt
Organism: Bombyx mandarina (wild silkworm)
Lineage: Eukaryota; Metazoa; Arthropoda; Insecta; Lepidoptera; Bombycidae
Product: 3,4-dihydroxyphenylacetaldehyde synthase
Biological process (GO): carboxylic acid metabolic process; amino acid metabolic process; catecholamine metabolic process
Cellular component (GO): cytoplasm
Molecular function (GO): aromatic-L-amino-acid decarboxylase activity; pyridoxal phosphate binding
Source: RefSeq, a predicted model, not a curated record
AAAGCUGAGCUGCACCUAUAAAUCCACCUACCGCCUGCACUUACCUUCAUUGUCUUACAGAUCGUCCUCUCAACUCCUAGUGUCCUUACAUUCGGAAUUAACGUUACACAUUGGCCACAUUGCGAUUGCUGUGUUUUUAAUGAUUCUGAUUUGACUCAGAUUUAAAUUUGAUUCGAGUGUUCGAGUGUUUGUGUUGAAUAUGGACGCGAACCAGUUUCGGGAAUUCGGCAGAGCAGUCAUCGAUAUGUUGGCGAACUACGCUGAAAACAUAAGGGAUUAUGAUGUUUUGCCGUCUGUUGAACCUGGUUACUUGUUAAGAGCUCUGCCUGAAAGUGCACCCGAACAACCGGAGGAUUGGAAAGAAAUAAUGAAAGAUUUCAAUCAAUCAAUAAUGCCGGGUGUAACACACUGGCAAUCUCCGCAGUUCCAUGCAUUCUAUCCUUCUGGCUCCUCAUUCGCGAGUAUUAUAGGAAAUAUGCUUAGUGACGGCUUGGCGGUUGUGGGAUUUAGUUGGAUGGCUAGCCCUGCGUGUACAGAACUGGAGGUGGUCACGAUGAAUUGGCUUGGUAAGCUACUAGAUUUACCUGAAGAAUUUCUAAAUUGCUCUUCGGGUCCCGGAGGCGGAGUUAUUCAAGGAUCAGCGAGCGAAGCCACCUUAGUUGGAUUGCUUGUAGCCAAAGAUAAAACUGUGCGCCGUUUCAUGAAUAAUAAUCCAGAUCUCGAUGAAAACGAGAUAAAAGCAAAACUUGUAGCUUAUACAUCCGACCAAUGUAACUCGUCAGUAGAAAAAGCCGGCUUACUUGGUUCUAUGAAAAUGAAACUGUUGAAAGCGGAUGCUGAUGGAUGCCUACGCGGAGAAACAUUGAAAAGGGCAAUCGAAGAAGAUAAGUCGCAAGGACUUAUACCCUGCUAUGUCGUCGCUAAUCUGGGAACAACUGGAACUUGUGCAUUCGAUCCUUUACAUGAAUUAGGGCCAAUAUGUAGUGAGGAAGAUAUAUGGCUUCACGUAGAUGCAGCCUAUGCGGGAGCAGCAUUUUUGUGUCCUGAAUACAGACACCUAAUGAAAGGUAUUGAACAUUCUCAAUCAUUCGUAACGAAUGCACAUAAGUGGCUACCGGUUAAUUUCGAUUGCUCUGCUAUGUGGGUUAAAAAUGGUUAUGAUAUAACGAGAGCAUUCGAUGUACAAAGAAUUUAUUUGGAUGAUGUAAAAACGACAAUCAAGAUCCCAGAUUACAGACACUGGCAAAUGCCACUAGGCCGUCGCUUUAGAGCCUUAAAAUUGUGGACAGUUAUGAGAAUUUAUGGUGCUGAAGGUUUGAAAACGCAUAUCAGACAGCAAAUAGAAUUAGCACAGUAUUUUGCAAAACUGGUACGUGCGGACGAACGUUUUGUGAUUGGGCCCGAACCGACUAUGGCAUUGGUCUGUUUUAGACUGAAAGACGGUGACACAAUUACGCGACAAUUGUUGGAAAACAUAACGCAAAAAAAGAAAGUGUUUAUGGUGGCCGGAACGCACAGGGAUAGAUACGUCAUUAGAUUCGUGAUCUGCUCCCGAUUGACUAAGAAGGAAGACGUCGAUUACAGCUGGAGCCAAAUAAAGAAAGAAACCGACCUCAUCUAUUCAGAUAAAAUACACAAUAAAGCACAAAUACCAGCUCUUGAACAAUUCACUUCAAGAGAACUAUGCGAAAAAUCUAAGUAAAGACAAAUUUUCAACUUAAGUUAGACACAUAGAUUUAAUAAGAAUAGCAAUAAUUCAAGAUAACAUAUUUAGGUUACACUAACAAACAAGCAGGCACUUAAAAUAUAAGUUCACCCAUACUAAUUUACCAUAAGGUAUUAUGAACACGGCUAGGUACCACUAUCUCUUCUAUGUCUGCAGUGAAACAAUCGUCUGCAGAGCAGAGCAGCUAUUAAACAAUAAAACAGAGAACUCAACCUCAAGUAUCAAAACGAGUUCACGUGUGUGAUAUAAUCACCAUGAGGUGAUUGACCCGACACACAUUACUUUGCACAACAAAAGCCUACAGUUCGAUUUUUGCGAAAUUUAUUUGCACUCUGCAUAGUUUAUGUAGGAUAUGUACAUCUAGUUCUUCUUACUAAAGAAUGUGGUUUUUGUUUAGAAAUAAUACUAACAUUAUAGACUUUUGUCAAAUCAAUGAAUAAACAAUUACUUUAAAGAAAUAAGUCAUGUUAAACGAUGAUUACGUCUCUGUUAAUUUAUUACUUAGUACCAAAUGUUAUUUAAUAAGCAUUCGCAUGUAUUCGCACAAUAUAAUUAAUAGCUAAGUAUUCAUUCAUUGUAACAUUCACAAUAGACAUACCAGGGUCGCAUUAAGCCCCAUACAAUAUUUCAUAAAUUUCCUAUGGUUCUAACUUUUGUUGAUAUUUAUUGAUUUAAAUAAAAUGCUUCAAUGUU